Molecule: messenger RNA, 4021 nt
Organism: Antechinus flavipes (yellow-footed antechinus)
Lineage: Eukaryota; Metazoa; Chordata; Mammalia; Dasyuromorphia; Dasyuridae
Gene: HOXD10
Product: homeobox D10
Exons: 2
Coding region: 2818-3840 (340 amino acids)
Biological process (GO): regulation of transcription by RNA polymerase II
Cellular component (GO): nucleus
Molecular function (GO): DNA-binding transcription factor activity, RNA polymerase II-specific; RNA polymerase II cis-regulatory region sequence-specific DNA binding
Source: RefSeq, a predicted model, not a curated record
CUAGAAAACAAAAUAACUGUACUUAGUGUUGAGCAACGUGAAGUCCACGACACUUUGUGACUUGGACAAAACCUAGCAUUGGCUCUGGUAAUGAUCUCAACUAGAAGAAAAUGCCCUUUGCGAGUCCACUAUCUAGCUGCCCCUAAAAUAGUAACGGAAAACAAUUUUAGGCAGGGAUGGAAGGGAGAAUGUAAACAAAUGUAUAUAUAUAUAUAUAUACCUUAGAUCCUUAUUUAUUUGUUCAUAGCUUAAAACAGCUAUUCCUCCAUAAAGGUAAUGUUUAAAGCUCUCUGGCCAACACAGAGCUUUAGACUAGUUGUUAAAGGCGUCGGGGCUUUUAACCUGACAAUGAUGUUGUAUUUGAACAGCUGCGAUAAGGUUUUAAAAGGUCUGUCUCAUGGCCACAGCAGAGAUUUUAAAUAGGGUUAUUGUUUCUGACAAUACCAGGCUAUAGGGGAAAGGAAAACAAACUCACCCCAGAAAAUAAUGUAAAAUUCUAACUUCUGCUAGGGACAGAGGAGAUUUAUUUGGGGAGGGGGACGAGGUGGUUUGUUGGAAAGAGAGAUUUGAAUCGCCUUUUCAUGUGGAGGUCUGCGAGGCACCAUCUAACUUGCAUCCCCAAUAAUACAGAAGCAUUGAAUGCGCUUUGAAGCCGUUCAGGCCCCAAAGAAAUGUUCAGCUGAACCGGAAACACGAUUUAUCCACAAGUUCAGUGUAUCCUUCUGAAAUCCAAGUCCAGGGAGCCUCCUCAGGAGAGAUUCAGAAAAAGAAAACCCCUUAGAAAGCAGGAACUGGUUCACGGUCAGUGUUUCUCUCCGUGCUUUAUCCCCUACUCUUUUACUCUUAGCAGGAUAGGGGACUGUAGCUUCGGAGGGGAGGACAAGUUAAUGCCUCCUAAGACAAGUCUUUGGAAACCCAAGUUUAAAGCGUCCUACUGUUGCCUUUCUAUAUAGCUGGAGACAGUGGCCGGGAUCAAGGCUGUCUGUUCUCAAAGCCAGAGAAGGAAGUUGCCAGAACAGUUUCUCAUAAAACCCCGAGUUUCUGCAAUGUUGUUGUUGUUGUUUCCCACCCACCCACCUAAAUAUACACGACUAUAGCUCAAGACCAAGUCCAUUUUGUGGGACUUCACUUAACGAGAGGAAAACACAGGAUUGAGAUUUUCCUUUCCUUUCCUCUCCGCUCCUAUCCUUCUCUCUUUUUUUUUUUUCCUGACAAAACAAAAGCUCUCAUCAAAUAAUUUUAGGAAUCUCCGAGAACUAUAAAAUUCAACUUCUGACAAAAGUAUAGCUUUUAAUAUUUGACGAUUUGUGUUAAAACAAAAAUUGACCUCCUUGGUUAGUAGCGAAGGGAAAAAUCAAUAGUAUAAUUUUCAAUAAUUCAUAACGCGAACGCCAUUAUGCUAAAUCUUAACUAUUAAUCUUAUCCUUUACAAAGUCUCGAUUGAUUUGUUAAUAAAAUAUCUUCCCGUGUGUGGCAACAGAGGGUAUAACUCUUUAAAAACCUUCAGAAGCAAGAAAAUUACCAAGUAGCCCAAGAAUGUAGAUGAGAAUUUUAUUGAUCGCCCUGAUUCUUCUUAAUAUGUAUUAAUAAAUUCCACAACCUUUUGUACCUUGCACUUGUCAGAAACCAAUGCUUUUACAAAAUCCAUAAAAGGAAAACAUAUUUUUCUUUGCAUAAUAACUGAAUGACACCUUAGCAUUUCCCUUCCCCUCUAGCCAGCCAGUUACGGAAAACUUUCAAAGUCUGGAUUGCCAGGGGGAUUUGUUGAUCCCCCCCCCAUCCAUUUCCUUUCUUUUUUUCUUUUCUUUAUCGCCACUAUCUCCUCCCCCCCCCCCCUCUAAUUUUAAAAGUGUGGAGAUGAAGAUCCCAGUUCCAUUCUUAUGUAGGAAGCCGGAGGGGCGGUUUCUCUGACAGCACAUUGCUGGCAAAUAAUUGUCUCCUGUAUGAAACCUCACAGGGUCCCAGAGUGCAUGUGGUCAAGAGAAAUUCUCUCUUUCCGCUGGGGAGAAAUGUGUAUGCUGAGCCCUAUAGUAAACAGAGUCCUGAGCUUGGGAUGGAGAGGGCUUGGGGAAUGGGGCAUUACUUCUGCACCACUUUCCUCUAGACUUCACAUCCAGAUCCCUUGGCCUGUUUGCCCUUUCCCUUUCCUUUCUGUUUUCCCUUCCCACGAUUACUACAAGGAUCAUCAUCAACAACAACAACAACCACACAUCAAAUCGUUUUUUUAGCUUAGGGCCAAGAACUCAGGAUGCCAAGGAAUUUGGACUCACCUCUCCGGGAAUACCAGUCCUAAAUAAAUCAAGCCCCCCUCUGUCUGUCUGGCACAUCUAUCUGUCUUUAUCUCUGUAUGUAUACAUGCAUAAGUACAUAUAUGUGUAUAUAUGUAUAAUACAUAAUCUCCCUCCAUCACUUCCCCUCUCCCUCCUCUUCUCUUUCCUUCUUUCCUCUUCCCCUCCUGUCCUCCUUCCCUCCCGCUCGGCCGCCGGACUGCCUGGCUGCCGAAAGCCCCUUGUUUGCCUUGGGCGCAGUGCGCCAGGGCUGUCUGCCCGAGACCAGCUUCAGAGGAGCGCCCCGCUCUCCCCGCACUAUCCCCUGCGCGUUGUAGAUGUCGCUGUUGUCCGUGGUUGCUUGGCGGACCGGCCGGGCCCGGGGAGCACGUGACCCACGAGGAGGCAGCGGCUCAAGGCCAUUUUCAAAUCUCAUUGGCUUGGUUGUCAUGUGGUCGGGCAGAGGCAUCCACAAUUACACAGGGAAUGUUUUCCUAGAGAUGUCAGCCUACAAAGGACACAAUCUCUCUUCUUCAAAUUCCUCCCCAAAAUGUCCUUUCCCAACAGCUCUCCUGCUGCUAAUACUUUUUUAGUAGAUUCCUUGAUCAGUGCCUGCAGGAGUGACAGUUUUUAUUCUAGCAGCGCCAGCAUGUACAUGCCACCACCCAGCACAGACAUGGGGACUUAUGGAAUGCAAACCUGUGGACUGCUCCCGUCUCUGGCUAAAAGAGAAGUUAAUCACCAAAAUAUGGGUAUGAAUGUGCAUCCUUAUAUACCUCAAGUAGAGAGUUGGACAGAUCCGAGCAGAUCUUGUCGAAUAGAGCAACCUGUUACACAGCAAGUCCCUACUUGCUCCUUCACUACCAAUAUUAAGGAAGAAACCAAUUGCUGCAUGUAUUCCGAUAAGCGAACCAAACUAAUUUCUUCUGACGUCCCUUCUUACCAGAGGUUGGUCUCUGAAUCAUGCCCCAUUGAAAAUCCCGAGGUUCCUGUCCCAGGAUAUUUUAGACUGAGCCAGACCUACGCCACUGGGAAAACCCAAGAGUACAAUAACAGCCCCGAAACGAGUUCAACUGUAAUGUUACAGUUAAACCCUCGCGGCUCUGCCAAACCGCAGCUAUCUUCUGCCCACCUUCAGAUGGAAAAGAAAAUGAGUGAAAACCCCAGCAACCAGGAUUCAGCUAAAGUCCCUCAAGUGGAAAGCCCCGAGCCCAAGUCCACUUUGCCAGAGGAGAGGAGCUGCCUAGCUGAAGUGUCCGUGUCCAGCCCAGAAGUCCAAGAGAAGGAAAGUAAAGAGGAAAUCAAGUCCGACACUCCAACCAGCAAUUGGUUAACUGCAAAGAGUGGCAGAAAGAAGAGGUGUCCUUAUACUAAACAUCAAACACUGGAAUUAGAAAAAGAGUUCUUAUUCAAUAUGUACCUCACUCGCGAGCGCCGCCUAGAGAUCAGUAAGAGCGUUAACCUCACUGACAGGCAGGUCAAGAUCUGGUUUCAAAACCGCAGAAUGAAGCUUAAGAAGAUGAGCAGGGAGAACCGAAUCCGAGAACUGACCGCUAAUCUGACCUUCUCUUAGACCCUAACACGGGGACAGAAACAGUGAGGAUAUUCGGCACAACAUUCCCCGGGUGCAAAAUGCAGGAGAGACUUGGAAAACACAAAAUCUUCAUUUUUCUUUCCUUUUUGUUUUUGUUUUAUCCUGAUAGAAUGUGACUUUGGGGUCAUUAUUUUAGUGCUGCAAGUGAAUCUGUAUACCU